Brassica napus (rape) is the source of this 1002-nucleotide messenger RNA. RefSeq lists its product as uncharacterized. Gene Ontology annotation, molecular function: nucleic acid binding. The transcript has 3 exons. The coding region runs from base 1 to 1002 and encodes 333 amino acids. Gene Ontology annotation, biological process: DNA integration. The record is from RefSeq and is a predicted model, not a curated record. NCBI's taxonomy places the organism in Eukaryota, Viridiplantae, Streptophyta, Magnoliopsida, Brassicales, Brassicaceae.
AUGUUUUUCACAACUUGUCAUCCGCAAACUGAUGGUCAAACUGAAGUUGUUAAUCGAACCUUGUCUGCUCUGCUUAGAUCUUUGGUUAAAAAGAAUCUUAGGCUUUGGGAAGAAUGCUUACCACAGGUUGAGUUUGCUUACAAUCAUGCAAUGCAUUCUGCUACAAAGUUUUCUCCUUUUGAAGUUGUUUAUGGGUUUAAUCCUUUGUGCCCACUUGAUCUUUUACCUUUGCCUUUGAGUGAAAGAGAUAGUACAGAUGGCAAGAGGAAGGCGGCCACUAUCAAAAAGCUACAUGAACAGGUUCGUGCAAACAUUGAGGCCAAGACCGAGAUCUAUAAAAGAUAUGCCAAUCAGAAAAGAAAGGAGGUUAUUUUCAAAGAAGGUGAUCUUGUUUGGGUUCACUUGAGAAAGGAGCGAUUUCCGGAAGAAAGAAAGUCUAAACUUAUGCCUCGGGUCGAUGGUCCAUUCCAGAUCCUUAAGAAGAUCAAUGAAAAUGCUUAUCAGCUUGAUCUUCAAGGAGGGAAUGAUGUGCCCCAGUCCGACGAUCAGUCCAUGGAAUCAGAUCAGAACGAGGAUCAGAACGUCCGAAACAACGCAACUGAGGUUCAGUCCAUCGAUCGGGCCGAACAGACUGCUCGGGCCGUGUAUCGUCUCGACCCGCACUCGUCCGAGUUGGAGCUUCAGCAUAGCCCGCGACCAGAUGGCCAAAUCAACCGUACUGAAGUUCGUCUUUCCCGUCCUGUUCAUCAUGCUAAGUCCAUCGGUCAAGUCAGAAGUGUAGUUGAUCAAGUGGAAUCCAAAUCCGACCAUGGUCUCUCUCUCUUAAGCCAUCUCGGCCGAACCGGGGAUCGUUCUGAUGAACUGAUCCGACACUUCGAUCAGUUCAUGAACUUUGAUCAGCCAAAUCUGUCUAAGAACAUUCUUGUUCCCUUGGAAAGGCUAUCUCCAAGUGAAUCCCCUUUCUUUGAGCCGGACUUGUUUGUCAAAUCAAGCGGCCAUUGA